AUGUUUAAGUUUAAUGGCCUUUCUUUUGGUUACAGAUGGACGUUCUACCAGCUAGACGAUACUUUCUCUUCAGCAUUUGAAGCGAAAGUAUCCAACAUAAGCAUCCUUGGUGCAAAGUCUGGCGCGGCUCGCAACUGUACAGCAUGCCUACCUGGAUAUCAUAGCACAACACACAACACUGACUGUAAAAUUUGUCCAAAUGGAACUAGCAGUUUAGCAGGUUCUCAUAAAUGCGAUCCAUGUCAAGGGCAGACUUUUGCCGCACAGGUAUACAGCUUCACGUUUGCUACAAGAGUCAGUGAGGGUUCGGUCACACACACUUUCUCGUUUUGUGGUUAUAGCUUCUAAACAAUGAACACUUUGUUAUGAGUUGUGAGUAAGCCGGUCAGUCAUUCAGUUAAUCAGUUAAUCAGUCAGUCACUUUAUCAGCCAACAGUCAGUGAGUCAUACAUGAUUUUCAUAUAUUCAUAACUUCGUCAGUGAGUCAGUUAGUCAGUCUGUCAGGAAGGGAGACAGUCAGUUAGUCAUUUAAUUAACCAACCAAGCAGUCAGUCAGUUAGACAGUCAGUCAGCCAGCCAGUCAGUCUUUCAGGUUAUCGGUCCCUCAGUCAGGCAGUCUGGUACCAUAGUCAGGUAGUCAGUCAGUCAGCGAGCUAGCCAGCCAUUCAUUCAUUCCUGGCCAUAUCAAUGCUGGACAGUAAUCAAAUGGAAACGUGACCCCCCCCCCCCCUCCCCCCCUCCCCCCUCCCCUUAACGCAUCUGUCAUACACCAUGAAGUAACCUUAUUUUGAAAUUAUUCUCGGAGAUCGAUUUACAUUGAGUUAUUCCUUGUGUCUUGAUGCCUGAGCUAAAGUGUUUUGUUUUUUUGUUUAGAAGGGUAGUAAAGAAUGCCUUCCUUGUGGAAGCAAUACAAAAGUUCUACCAAACAAAGAUGGCUGUGACACAAAUGGAUGUACAUUCAGUCCCGCACCUGGUGUAGUUUAUGACCUCUCUGCGCUUUCCCGUCCCGGCGGAUCAAUGAUUAAAGUCAAUUUACCAGGACUACACCCAUGGCGUCGAAGGUAAAUUCCUUUCCUUCCCCCUUCCUCUCACCCAGGGUAUUUAAGGGUUUUAUUUGUUACGACCAAGAGGGGGUCGGAAAAGUUGUGGAGGAAGGUGUCUGCAGUAAUUACUGCUGUUUGUAAUUGGCUCAAAGCCCUCAACUGAUUCUUGACAGCCAACCGGCGUUGACCAAAUUCGGAAGAUGGGAGCAGUCGAUGGUAUAUUGGAAUGGAGACGAGGUUGUUCGAUGGAUAUAUUUUCCUGGAAACGAGGCUGAAGGGGAAUAGACCAUCGAUCAAUCUCGUUUCAAGGUGCGGCCGCCUAGCCGUUUAUUCACGAGUGGACUAAGGAAAUUGCGUUCACGGCUAUCCAAAGACGAAAUAGCUAAAUUUCGAACCAGAGAUUCCGGAAAAAAACUGAACGAAAGAAAUGCAACUGUACGCAAAACAUAUUGUUCGAUGGAUGUUAUCUACUUUUUGAGGAGUAUCUGCAAAAAAAAAGUGUUUGUAUCUUGAAACCGUACCGAGGAAUAGGCCAAACCUUAGAAGGAAGUCUUCAAGGGUAUAAGCUAAGAUCUUAAAGAUCUUUUGAAUGAAUAAUAAAACAAUUAUUGAAUUCGGCAUUCAUAUGAUGUGAGGAAUCAUGUUAUCCACCUCAGGGUAACAACCGGUUUCGCUACUUGUCGAAUUCUCUACGUCUUAGUUCGCAACAAACUCGCUACAUAGUACUUUCUAUAAGCCACUGAAAAUACUCCCUUAGUCCCUUUAGAAAAAAAAUCUUUUAAUGUAUUUCUUGCCCCCUCCGAGGGUGCAAGUUUCGGGCUUUGCCAAUAGGCAGCGAGACGAAUAUGUACGUGGGCCUCGGCACACCCAUAGGACGAGACUCAAGCGAACUCGAACGUAGCGAAGUUGUCAAGUAGCGAAACUGUUGUAAAGCCACCUCGGCCUUCCGCCUUGGUGGAUAACAGUCUCCUGGAUCUUCAUAAUAGACCCUCCCUCUGUUUAUUCAACUUUUGACAUGCACCAGUUAAGAAAAAUCCGUAGAUACCACUGGAAAAAUUGCCUUGAAAUUAAUAAUAUUGCCAAUUUCAAAGUGAUGCGUCUAAAGCGAGCGAAGAUAUAACAGGGGCACCCAACGAGAAUAUAGUUCAAAACCACUUUAACAUAGCAUUGUUAAACGUAUUUUAGUAUUUAAACGGUAGAUACAGGAAUAUUUUUAUCCCCUAAAAAAGUUUUCAUCUGUUCGGAUUUCCUAGCUGAAAGUCUAGUGAUCUGAAAAUUAUAGGGAUCAAAACUUACCUUUUCGAAAAUUUCAGCCAGAAACAAAAUGUUAGCAUAGGGGAGGGGUAGGUGGGCAGUUUCCCAGAAACGUAUAAUCAUCCAAAUUUUUGACAAUUUCGCGAAUUUCGGGAGCUAUUUCUUCAUUAGUUUUCAUCAAAUCUUUUUCAAACAUGGCAAUUUUAUUAAUUUUAAGGUGCUCUUUUCAGAGGUGUCGACGGAUUUUCCUUAACUUGUCCACGUCAAAAGUUGAAAACUAUUGCUAAUUAUCAUUGUUUUCUUGUUAUUGCUUUCGUUCUUUAGGAGGUACAGCUCUGGCUUAAUAUUCCCUUACAGUUUAACAUAUUAUGUCAACCUUUGCACCGUUGAUCACGACAAUAGCUCGUGCACAUCUCGUGACAGGAUCAGCGGUAAAAGAGUUCCCCUUCCCGUGAUGGCUUGCAGUUCCUCUUGGUACAAUGACGUGAGCAUUGGGUCCGUGAUUGGCUACAAACGAAAACCGGAUAUCCGCUCUGGCUUGAUUGUGGAGUUGCUUCACGGUGACAAAUAUCUCUCUGGAGGUGAGUGCAGCCAACGAGUUGUUAACAAAUUGUAA
Messenger RNA from Porites lobata, 2913 nucleotides. Lineage: Eukaryota; Metazoa; Cnidaria; Anthozoa; Scleractinia; Poritidae. The record is from the annotation of a GenBank genome assembly.